This is a messenger RNA of Exophiala spinifera, 1302 nucleotides long. RefSeq lists its product as uncharacterized. The transcript has a single exon. The record is from RefSeq and is a predicted model, not a curated record. Lineage: Eukaryota; Fungi; Ascomycota; Eurotiomycetes; Chaetothyriales; Herpotrichiellaceae. The coding region runs from base 1 to 1302 and encodes 433 amino acids.
AUGUCUCGAGACAAGUUCCAAGACCGUUUGGCUCAACCACCACCACGCCAGUCGUGUUUAGAUGUGGAAGAUGACACUCCGAUAUCCGUUCCUCCUCCAAUUCCUACCAGUGGCCUUCAACGAUUAAGAACUGCGGUAGAACUACCACCAUUGUCUGCCUGGACUCCCUCGUCCUCACCUACACGAGCCUCGACAUUUCUACCCUUUUUACGCCCUCAAAGCACUCGCACAGUAUCCCCAGAGAGAGUUUCUGUCGCAGAGACCGCUGAGUCGAGUGUCUCAGCCGAACUGUCAGUCACAAAGAGAAGACCAACAGGAGCCGUAGAGAGGCUGGCAAGUUGGUUUGAAGGAAGUUCAGAACCAGUCAACAUAACACUAGUUCCAUCCCCGAGGAAAGAGAAGACAGACCCUCUCGUCGAGACAGAGACGAUGGACGCUAUAUUCUCUGCUGGUCACAGUUCCAAAGACAAUUUCACUCGCCGAUCCCAGGAGAGGCCCACGAAUGCGAGCACUUCGAGAUUCAGCUUCUUUCGCAAGUCCACGGUGUCACUACCGCACGAGACCCUGGGAGAAGAUGAACUGGUGAAUAUGAACGUUGAGCAGGCGCUCUACCCACAUGGACGCCCAGAUGAAUACUCACCCGCUGCUUUCAAGAACCUGGAGCAGAACGCGGAAGGCACUAUACGUCGAUUCCAACAUGCCUAUACAGAACAGCAGUUGUCUCUGAAGCAGAUCACGUCAGCCAAGAAUGUUCAAUCGGACGAACUAGACGCUGCGCAAACGAGAAAUGAGCAUUUGAAAAUGCAAUUACAGGAGAUGGCCGAGAGGGCGACGGAGCAGGAGAGAAUGAUUGCACGCCUACGAGCAGAAUUAGCGGCACAACGAUCGUCCCUAGACACUUUUACGUCUCGGCAGCAAAGUGUCAGGAUGGUGUCAGAUGACGGUCCAAGUGAGGCCGAAUCCACACCCAGGUCAAGGUACCGAAGACAACGGUCUUCCGAUGUCUCGACUUCUGGUGAGUCGGAGCUGGGAUCCGACGUCAGUUCCGUUGUAAGUGUAUUUUCGGAGCCACUAUCGCCGGCCUCGUCAAAGACAACGUCUGCUGCAAGUCCUGUGUCGAAAGUUUCUAUGAUGAGUGCGCGGGAAGAUUGCCCAAAUUGUCAUGGCAUGCACACGAGCGAGGCAUGGGAUGUUAUAAACGUGAUGAGGGCAGAGUCGACAGCAUUGAAGCAGCGAGUUGCCCAGUUGGAGAGCGCUCAAGACGAUGCACUUGAUUUCCUGAGCGGGUUGAAACUGGCGUGA